AGAAGAAGAAGAAGAAGAAGAAGAAGAAGAAGAAGAAGAAGAAGAAUGGCGUUGAAAUUUCUGAACAAGAAGGGAUGGCACACAGGGGGCCUUCGGAACAUAGAGAACGUGUGGAUGGCAGAGCAAAAGCACAAGGCCGAGCAGAAGAAGUUGGACGAGCUCCGCAAACAGAUCGUUGAAGAGCGCAAGAGUGGAUUGGCCAUUGGGAGCCCUGUUGGUUCCGAUAGUUUCAAAACCCUUGAAGCCUUACCCAAGACCAAAGACGCGCCUUCCUCCUCUGCCGCCUCCAAGCAGCAGGCAUCAGCAUCUGUGUCGGGAGCUCUGUUCGAAGAAAAGCCUCAAUCUGCCAAUGAUGCUUGGAGGAAGCUCCACUUGGAUCCUUUGCUUAUGAUUCGGCAGCGUGAGCAGGAAGCCCUUUCUCGUAUUAAGAACAAUCCUGUCCAGAUGGCCAUGAUUCGCAAUUCUGUAAGUUUGUAUUUUUUUACUUUUCUCUUGCUCACUAAUCAAGAAUAAAUUAGUUAUGCCAGACAGCAUAGUUAGACAUGACUUGAUGAUUUCGAAGUCUGCCAAUUGUAUAAAAUUCUACCUCUCAUAGACAUACAAAAAAAAUAAAAUAAAAUUCUGUAGAUAUAAAAAUAUGUUCACCGGCGCCAUUUUGGUGUGCUGCGUAGGUUUUAGGACCUGAUUGGGGAAUCAUGAUGUCUGAUAUGUGGAAGAAAAAGUAGUUUAUUGAGAAAAUUAAUGAGUUGGAAGUGGAAGAAGUGUGUAUGAAGGCGGGCUGCGAAGAAGAAAAAUGAUGUAACUGUCUCAGAGAGGAUGUAAGUUUGAAGAAAAAAAACAGGGAGAAGAAGAAGAAAGAGUAUAGCUAAGACCAGAACUUUUCAGUGUUAACUAAAUGCUCCCUCCAGAGGGCAUUUCUGGACCAACUAUUCACGGGGAGCUGAUGCAGAAGUUAAAGGUGUUAAUGGAAUUAAAUUAACUUGAUUGUAGUAAUGGGGUAGUUUUUAUUUAAGUGAUGCAGCCGUGGCUUGGUUAGACAAGACUUGUUAGUUACAGAAGCCUCUUAUUCUGAGGAAGAUCUUUUUGUCCCUUGGAUCAUGACCUCGGUAGAUCUAUAAGUCUUCUCUAUUUCUUUUUAACUUGAGUAAAUAAUUAGAGUUCUUCUAGCUGUAACUUCAAACAGCUGUAGCUGGGUUUCUGUUCUUGUGGCAUGGCUUGCACCCACGGUUUACAACACAAUAGCAUUUUAUUACUAAGUUUUUUUUGGGUCUUUUGCUGAGUUUAUCAGGGUUUUAGUAGAUGUCCAUGAUUAGUUUAAGAGAAUGUUUGGCGUGUAUAUGCUAAUCAAAUUUUUUUUUUUUUUUUCAAUAAAAGGUUGAAGCAAAGAAACCCGCAGAGAAACUGCAUGACAAGAAGGAACAUUAGAAGAAGAAGCACCCUCAAAGCAUAGCAAACAUUCAUCAUCCAUACAAGCAUCAGAUUCAGAAAAUGACACUGUGAAAAUACCUGUAGGAUAUCUAUAUAUGCCUGGAGAAAAUUAAACAAGCUAAUUCGAAUUUUUUGCAAUAAAUAACGAUCAACCUUUG
This is a messenger RNA of Prunus persica (peach), 1586 nucleotides long. Its product is annotated as pre-mRNA-splicing factor CWC25 homolog. NCBI's taxonomy places the organism in Eukaryota, Viridiplantae, Streptophyta, Magnoliopsida, Rosales, Rosaceae. Gene Ontology annotation, biological process: mRNA splicing, via spliceosome. The transcript has 3 exons. The coding region runs from base 46 to 513 and encodes 155 amino acids. The record is from RefSeq and is a predicted model, not a curated record. Gene Ontology annotation, cellular component: U2-type spliceosomal complex.